GUCACUGGCGCUGAGCUCUGUGAUUGGCUGCUGAGUGCAGGUUCCUGAAUGUGUCAUUCAAGCAGCUGGAGUUUCGGAUGUGUUUGCAUCCGUUCAUGACAAACGAUCGCGCAUAGUGCAUCCAGACCUGCCCUACACACUCCGAACAGAAACCAGCUCCAGAGAAUGGCUCAGUGUGCAGCAGCAGCGGCGGCAGCCACCGGCGAGACGAAAAGGAAAGUGGCCAUCAUUACAGGCAUAACCGGUCAGGAUGGGUCCUACCUGGCUGAGUUUUCUGCUGGCUAAAGGUUAUGAGGUUCAUGGUAUACUCCGCAGGUCCAGUUCUUUUAACACGGGCCGGAUUGAGCACCUUUAUCAUAACCCUCAAACACACACAGAAGGAAGCAUUGGAUCCACUGGGUGUUACAUGAAGUUGCACUACGGAGACCUGACUGACAGCACGUGCUUGGUAAAGAUUAUCAAUGAAGUUAAACCCACUGAAAUCUACAACCUUGGAGCACAGUCUCACGUCAAGGUACAACUUUCUCCUCCUCCCAACCUCUUGCUUCCUUUCUCUGUAUUUCUCAACCACACAGAUGCUCUUUGUCUGUCGACUCUCAAACCCUCCUCCUGGACAGACACAAACUGUUUCAUAAUGACUAAGGUUUCUUUCUCGGUGUCUGAGAGGUGAACAAAUGGCCCCAUC
Messenger RNA from Carassius auratus (goldfish), 685 nucleotides. Its product is annotated as GDP-mannose 4,6 dehydratase-like. Gene Ontology annotation, molecular function: GDP-mannose 4,6-dehydratase activity. The record is from RefSeq and is a predicted model, not a curated record. Lineage: Eukaryota; Metazoa; Chordata; Actinopteri; Cypriniformes; Cyprinidae. Gene Ontology annotation, biological process: 'de novo' GDP-L-fucose biosynthetic process. The coding region runs from base 251 to 670 and encodes 139 amino acids. The transcript has 5 exons.